Molecule: messenger RNA, 4386 nt
Organism: Sus scrofa (pig)
Lineage: Eukaryota; Metazoa; Chordata; Mammalia; Artiodactyla; Suidae
Source: RefSeq, a predicted model, not a curated record
AGGGACCAAACCUGCAACCUCAUGGUUCCUAGUCGGAUUCGUUAACCACUGUGCCACGACGAGAACUCCUCAAGAGCUGAUUUUUAAUUGGAAUUGAGCAGCUGGACACAGUAGUCCAGCAGAAGGCAAAGGUACUCAGAAAGGGAGGCCAAGGGUCCCCGAGUUAGCUCCAGCUGCAGCCCUUCAACAGCCCGCUGGUUACUGCCCCUGAUCCCCCAUGGGUCCUGACUUGGUGGGACAUCACCCCCAGUGACAGCCUUAGUGUGGCCUUCUUGAACCUUGACUGCCUAGCUGACUAUGUCCUUGGCACUGUCUGUUGUGGUCCCACAGGGGCAUCCCUCCCUUCCCGUCAACCUGAUCGCUUUGCUGGCUCUAAAUUCAGCAAUCUAUUUUCAGAUGUAAAACGAGAGGCGGGGGUUAAUAAGGAAAUGGCCUUGGGUACUAACUAGGGUCAAGGCCGAGCUAGUCUGAGUAAAUUCUUUACCACCACUGGCUUAAGGCCAGCAGCUUCCCAGUCCUCUGUGAUCCAUCUGGAACUGUGCCCAGUGGGGACUCUGUCCCCAUUCCCAAGCCUCCUGGGCGCUGGGGAGUCAGCUCAGCCCUGAGUCCUCCCGGGAGCAGGGGGGCAGAGCUGAGCGGCCGCCCGGUGCUUGGCGGGAGGAGGGGCCGGGGAAGGGGGAGGUGAGGAGAUCCGGCUAGAGGGGAGGCUCCGACGUCUCCUUCCUUCCUGGUUCCUGCAGCAGCUGCUGCCACUGCUCAGCUCUGUGAGCAGGGAGCUGGUGGCUCGGAGACGGUGACUCAGAGACGGAGCGGUGCGCGGGCCAAGGAGCACGGGCGUCCAUGGACCCUGGGGGCCCCCUCAGGACAAGGUGACAUCCUUCCCCUUCCACCCUGCUCUCCGUCCUCAGCAGGGAGUGGCCACUCCCUUCUCCAUGGACUUCCAGGAGCGGGACCCUCCCUCCUUGGCUGAGAGCACUCAGUCUGCAAAGCCCAGCAGUGCCCAGCAGGCCUCCGAGCUGUGGGAGGUGGUGGAGGAGGCUCGGGGCCGGCUGGGUGCAGAGGGUAUCAUGCCAGAGAGACAGGAAGGCCACCUGCUCAAGAAGAGGAAGUGGCCUCUGAAGGGCUGGCACAAGAGAUACUUUGUGCUGGAGGACGGGAUCCUUCGCUAUGCCACCACACGGCAAGAUAUCACCAAGGGGAAGCUCCACGGCUCCAUCAAUGUCCGACUGUCGGUCAUGUCCAUCAACAAAAAGGCCCAGCGCAUUGACCUUGACACUGAAGACAACAUCUACCACCUCAAGAUCAAAUCCCAGGACCUGUUCCAGAGCUGGGUGGCCCAGCUGCGUGCCCACCGCCUGGCCCAGCACCCAGACCUGCCCCGAGGCCUGCCGCCCAGCGCCACUCACCGGAAGGUUCCUGGUACCCAGCUUCCAGCAGCGGGUAGUGCCUCGGCUCUGCCAGGGGUUGGACCUCGGGAGAAGGUGUCUUCCUGGUUGAGGGACAGUGAUGGGCUCGACCGCUGCUCUCAUGAGCUCUCUGAGUGUCAGGGGAAGCUCCAGGAACUACACAGACUCCUCCAGAGCCUAGAGUCCCUGCACCGGAUCCCCUCCGCCCCUGUCAUCCCCACACACCAGGCCUCGGUGACGACCGAGAGACCCAAGAAGGGGAAGCGGACCAGCCGCAUGUGGUGCACACAGAGCUUUGCCAAGGACGAUACCAUCGGGCGGGUUGGUCGUCUCCACGGUUCUGUUCCCAACCUGUCUCGCUACCUGGAAUCCCGGGACCCCUCGGGUCCCCGCGGGCUGCCACCCCCAGACUAUGCCCACUUGCAGCGCAGUUUCUGGGCCCUGGCCCAGAAGGUGCACAGCUCCCUCAGCAGCGUCCUGGCCGCCCUCACUGCUGAACGGGAUCGACUGAGGGACCUGCACCAGGGUUCAGAGCUGUCCAGAAUGGGGGUCUCUGAGGCCCCAGCUGGCCCGAGGCGUCUCCACUCGCUGUCCGUCUCCUCCGACACCACUGCAGACUCCUUCAGUUCCCUCAACCCCGAGGAGCAAGAAGCUCUGUACAUGAAGGGGCGAGAGCUGACCCCCCAGCUGUCGCAGAGCAGCGUCCUGUCCCUCGCCGAUUCCCACACGGAGUUCUUCGAUGCCUGUGAGGUUCUCCUCUCUGCCAGCUCUUCUGAGAAUGAGGGCUCGGAGGAGGAGGAGUCAUGCACCAGUGAAGUCACCACCAGCCUGUCCGAGGAGGUUCUGGACCUCAGGGGAGCUGAACCCUGUCAGAAAGGGGGAGCUGCAGGGCCACCCAGGCGCCGAUGCCUGCCGGCAGCCAGCGGCCCCGGGGCUGACGUGAGCUUGUGGAACAUCCUACGCAACAACAUUGGCAAAGACCUGUCGAAGGUGUCGAUGCCCGUGCAGCUCAAUGAGCCGCUCAACACCCUGCAGCGGCUCUGCGAGGAGCUGGAGUACAGCAGCCUCCUGGACCAGGCCAGCCGCACCACGGACCCCUGCGAGCGCAUGGUACGUGUACAUCGCAGCUUCGCCGUCUCCGCCUACUCGUCCACCUACCACCGGGCGGGCUGCAAGCCCUUCAACCCUGUGCUGGGGGAGACCUACGAGUGCGAGCGGCCUGACCGCGGCUUCCGCUUCAUCAGUGAGCAGGUCUCCCACCACCCCCCCAUCUCGGCGUGCCACGCGGAAUCCGAGAACUUCAUCUUCUGGCAAGAUAUGAAGUGGAAGAACAAGUUCUGGGGCAAAUCCCUGGAGAUUGUGCCUGUGGGGACGGUCAAUGUGAGCCUGCCCCGGUUUGGGGACCUUGAGUGGAACAAGGUAACGUCCUGCAUUCACAACAUCCUGAGCGGCCAGCGCUGGAUCGAGCACUACGGGGAGGUGCUUAUCCGGAACACGCAGGACAGCUCCUGCCACUGCAAGAUCACCUUCUGCAAGGCCAAGUACUGGAGCUCCAACGUCCAUGAGGUGCAGGGGGCCGUGUUCAGCCGGAGCGGCCGCGUCCUCCACCGACUCUUCGGGAAGUGGCACGAGGGCCUGUACCGGGGACCCCCACCGGGUGGUCAGUGCAUCUGGAAACCCAACUCAAUGCCCCCAAACCAUGAGCGAAACUUCGGCUUCACUCAGUUUGCCUUGGAGCUGAAUGAGCUGACGGCAGAGCUGAAGCGAUCCCUGCCUUCCACGGACACGCGGCUCCGGCCAGACCAGAGGUACCUGGAGGAGGGGAACAUACAGGCCGCCGAGGCCCAGAAGAGAAGGAUCGAGCAGCUUCAGAGAGACAGACGCAAAGUGAUGGAAGAGAACAACAUUGUCCACCAGGCUCGCUUCUUCAGGCGGCAGACAGACAGCAGCGGGAAGGAGUGGUGGGUGACUAACAACACAUACUGGCGGCUGCGGGCCGAGCCGGGCUACGGGAACCUGGAUGGCGCUGUGCUCUGGUAGCCCAGGCCCCGGGGGGCAGGAGGCCCCAGCUCCUCCCUCCUGCCUCCACAUCCCUACGGACACACGGGCAAGGCCAGGGUCUCCCACUCACUGCCCUGGAGACCAAAGGGGCAGCCCUGGCUCUGGCCCUCUCCCCUCUGCCGGCCGGAGGGAGCUGCCUCUCAGCCCAUCGCCCACCCCUUGGUGGGGGUGGGAAGCAGGAUUCGUGCUUCCCCAGUCUCGUUGCCCCUGACAACUGGCAUGGAAGACCCUCCUUGCUCUGUCAUCCCCCUUCCUGCCCUGCUGGGGGUCUUGGGGGAGACUCCAGCCUCUCCAGGAUGUGUUCCCCAUUCCAGUGCCUUCCUAGGACACGGGGGACCCCUCGAUGCUCCCCAGGUUUCCUAUGCCCGGGACUCUGGCCCCAGCUGUGAGGUUGGCUGAGUGAAGGAGAGGGCACGGCCUUUUCUCCCAGCCCCACCCCUCCCAUGCCCCAUCUCCUGCAUCUUCUCCCCAUGCCCUGGCCCAGGGGGGCGCUCCCUUCGCUUGGCCCCAGCAAUUUCUCCCAUCCUCCCAUCCUCUUCUCUCAAACUACAAAAGGCCUGCAGCUUCCAGCUCCUUCGUCCCUGGUCCUCAAGUGGUUUCCUUCGGCGGCUCAGCAGAUCCCCCAGAGCAGACGAGGCAUCUCCGAGAGGCAGGGAGCAGACUGGGCAGGAAGGGCACCUGGCCUCUGACCUCCCAGGAGUGAGUGUGCAUGCGUGAGAGUGUCCAUUUGUGUGUGUGUAGAGGAGUGUGUGCAUGGGUGUGCCUGUGUCCUGCUUGCAGGCGAGCAGGAUCCCUCAUGAGGCCCGGAUGUCCCCCACCAGGUGUCCACCACUGUCACUGCUCCUUUUCACGGUCUGCCUCUGAUGCAGGUGAAUUGCUAGGACAUUCCAAGCGCCAAUAAAGACAGUCCCAAACUUUG